AUGUGCGUUUAGUGUUGUUGUUGUUUUAAUAUGGCGAGUCCCGUCCAACGUGAGUAUUAAAAUCUGGUUGAAUCCGUGAGAGACUGACAAAAUGUCUGAGAUUCAGAUUGAAUCCAGUGAUGAUGAACUCCCAGAGGAAGUCGCUUUUGAUGCUUCCAAAAGUGCUGCUCUGAAGAGCGUUAAAGAUGUCCUGGAAGCAGCCAAAAGAGAAAAGAACUCACUGAAGGAGAAGCGAAAAAAGAGACAACAGCUGUUUCAAGAACAGAAGAAGAGAAAACGUCUUCCUCAAGAGCUCUUGGAGGAAUUUGAUAAAGAACCCCAAAAACAGACAGGUCCAUCAGACAACAAAGGUAUCUACAAAAAGGUAUCAAAAACAAAGCCAUCAGACAACAAAGAUAAAACAAAGACGGGGACCACUGCUAAGAAAAUCUCAAAAAGUUUACCAGACAGCUACAGAGUAACGAGGAUAAAGGAUGAAUCUGCUGCAAAGUCAUUGCAACAGAAGGCCGUGGACUUCAUUCAGUCCCGUCUUUAUGGACCAGGAACCAUAAGAACAACCAAUGCGGAGCUUCUGUCCCUCAGAAAGAAACGGGGUGUGAACCAAGGUGCAGCUGUGGGGUUUCUGAAUAAAAAAUUGGGUGCUUCCCAAAAAGCCAGGAUUGCAAGGUCCAACAAACGGUUUAUACGCCAACAGAAACUGAUUCCUUUAUGAGACAAAACAGAAGAAAGAACUGCUGAAUUAUGAGCUCAACACAUGAAAAGGCGGCUUCCAUCAUCCUGCUGUUUUUGACCAUGUGGAUAUUUUUCAAAAGGACACCUUUAAUUAUUUCAUGCAUUUUUCUUUAAACCUCAUAUUAUAUCUAGUGUACAAAUUAAACUGAAACCGGAACAUUUUUAAUAGUGGCAGAAGCUGAAUGUAAAUUUAAGUGUGCAUAUUUACUCUACACGUCAAUAAAUGUAAACCUGAUCUAAA
Cyprinus carpio (common carp) is the source of this 973-nucleotide messenger RNA. RefSeq lists its product as uncharacterized. The record is from RefSeq and is a predicted model, not a curated record. Gene Ontology annotation, cellular component: nucleus. Gene Ontology annotation, molecular function: RNA binding. Lineage: Eukaryota; Metazoa; Chordata; Actinopteri; Cypriniformes; Cyprinidae.